Helianthus annuus (common sunflower) is the source of this 1857-nucleotide messenger RNA. RefSeq lists its product as uncharacterized. The transcript has a single exon. Bases 1 to 1857 code for a protein of 618 amino acids. NCBI's taxonomy places the organism in Eukaryota, Viridiplantae, Streptophyta, Magnoliopsida, Asterales, Asteraceae. Gene Ontology annotation, molecular function: RNA binding. The record is from RefSeq and is a predicted model, not a curated record.
AUGGACGGUGACCCCAGAUUCGAUGGGUCUAGGAGUAUCACGAAGUUCUUCAUAUCCAACUUGCCUGAAGGAUGCACCCCUUGGGAGUUAAAGUGUGGUAUAGCCGGGUGUGGUGAAAUUUCCGAUACGUAUGUGGCUAAAAAAAGGGAUAAACAAGGUUGUAGGUUUGGUUUCGCUUCAUUCAAAGAUGUUAAGGAUAAAACUGAUCUGCUUAAGCUGUUGAGGGGAGUGAGUUUGGGGGGUUGUAAGUUGAGAGUCAAUAUUGCAAGGUUUGCCCUGGAGAAUGGAAGUGGUAAUGGAUUUCAUGGGGGUGGUAACUCAAGGGUUAAUCAGAUGCGUGGCAGGAAUGAUGGUAAAUCCAGCUGCUUUUAUCCAGAUGGUAACGGUAGGGCGUCCAAUUUCAGAGACUUUCGUUCUUACAGAGACGUUCUGGGUAAAGGGAAACAGAAGGAAGAAGGUCCGCUUAUUGGGGUUCCUCAGGACUCCGGCAAACAGGUUGUGGCUCCCGAUCGGACUGACGCCAUGCAGGAUCUUAAGGGGGUUGCAGUGGUUGGAAGGGCGGUGGACCUGGAGACGUUGGUCGAUCUUGACCGACUUCUCCAUAUUGCCAAAGUUUCAUAUGGGAAAAUCCAGUAUUUAGGGGGCUUAUCAGUUCUUAUCUCGUUUAGGGAGGAGCCUGCCUCUCGUCUGUUUUUGGAAUCUAAGGAUUUAUGGGGGCCUUGGUUCUCGAAACUUUCGGUUUGGGAAGGUCAGUCGUUACCCUUUGAGAAGGUAGCUUGGCUUAGGGUUAUCGGGCUUCCGUUGCAUUUACUUGAUCGGGAUAUUAUCAAGUUGGUGGGGGAACCCUUCGGGAAGAUUUUGCAUGUCCAGAAAGAUUUUGGCACUGCUAAUGACUUAUCUUUUGUUAGGAUUGGGGUCUUGUCUGGAGUUGUUGAUAGAAUCAAAGAUGUGGUUACAUUGAAAUGGAAGGAGAGAAAUUACAGGAUCAUGGUAGAGGAAGAACUCGAUGUGUGGAUCCCUGACUGUUUGGGACGUAUGGCGGAAGGUAGCUCGGCGAUGUCGUCAUCUAUGGCAUCUUCUCCGGUGGUUAAGGUACCGGAACCUGAGGUGGGUGGGGGAAUUUUUAGGGAAGACGAAGAGGCCGGAGAGGAAUCUGGAUCGGCAAAAGGCGGCGCAUGUGUUGGUGAUCCAUCCAAUGGUGGAGGGAAUAAUAAUCUGUCUUCUAAAGUCCAAUUUAAUUGGGAGUCUUUUAAGGGGGAUAAUUAUGGGGAUUGUUCUAACGUGCAUGGGGAUGGGAAUAAAGGUGUGAUGUUCUUUAAAGCGGGUAAGAAGUCAAAGCGGUGCCGUAAAGGUGGGGCCAAAAAUCUAUCCGGGUCCUUCAUGGAUAGUCCGUAUAUCAAUUCAGAGUCUUGUGAGAGAGGAAGGCCCACCAAAAGAAAUAGGGCCCAACUUGAUGUAGUAAGUGACCCAUUUUCUAUUGACCGGAUCUUGGCCCAGAUGAGUAAUCCUUCGGUUAAUUCUCCGGAUCCCCUUCCUUCUUCCUCGUGUGUGCCUAGUGUCAAUCUAAAUAUUUCUCUCAACUCAGACGGGGUCCCUAUUGGGGAAAUUCGAAAGGAGUCUCUCGUAAAUCCAUCGUCGCUGCCGGAGGUUGAUCAUGGUGGGGCCGGGGUCGCUGGGUCGGAUGAGGCCGGGGUCUCUGGGUCGGCUGUUGGAGGUGUGGCGGUUGAUGAUUCCAUUGAUCAGCAGGUUAGAGCUACCAUUAAUACGGGUGUUUUGGUAGGUAUGGAGCUGGGCAACUGCGAGAACCUGGUUAGGAACGUUAUUCUGGGCAAAGGUAUUAAUGAGGUGUCGGUAUGA